Messenger RNA from Lepisosteus oculatus (spotted gar), 1305 nucleotides. RefSeq names its product cellular retinoic acid-binding protein 2-like. Gene Ontology annotation, biological process: fatty acid transport. Gene Ontology annotation, molecular function: retinoic acid binding; fatty acid binding. Gene Ontology annotation, cellular component: cytosol; nucleus. NCBI's taxonomy places the organism in Eukaryota, Metazoa, Chordata, Actinopteri, Semionotiformes, Lepisosteidae. The record is from RefSeq and is a predicted model, not a curated record.
AGUCAAAAACUAGUCCCCGGCAUGUGAGCUUUUCUCAUUCAUACAAGGCAGCCGUCUUCAAAGAGAGCCCCGCUGAAAAGCAGCUGGAUUACGGGGGAUUAGGUGCGAGGGAAGAAGAGAAAGGAAGAGUUGACAGGAGGCAGACGCGUUAAGCAGAUCGGCGAGCGAGAGAGAUCCUUAAAGCAGAUUAGCCGCCUCUGAGCAGAGAUCUGAGGAAAGCUAGCUAACGGCGAGAUCGCUGGAGAAGAGGCGCUCACAUCUCCCAGGCAUCGAGCAGGACCGCGCUCGGCACACCUUGGAGAACCCCGGCAGCUCCACCGACUCCCGGAGGCAAGGGGAAAUAAGAGGCCAAUUGAUUUCUCCCCCCUGAGCAACCUGGUGUUCUGUUCUCACCCCGGACGAUGGAGGGCAAGAUUCCCGACUUCUCUGGCAACUGGAAGAUGAAGAGCUCGGAGAAUUUCGAGGAGCUCCUGAAGGCUCUGGGAGUGAACGUGAUGCUGAGGAAGAUCGCCGUGGCAGCUGCCUCCAAGCCAGCCGUGGAGAUCCGCCAGGACAAUGAGACCUUCUACAUCAAAACCUCCACCACUGUCAGGACCACAGAGAUCAACUUCACCGUGGGCCAGGAGUUCAGCGAGCAGACAGUGGAUGGCAGGCCCUGCACAAGUUUCCCAUGCUGGGAAGGGGAGAACAAGAUUGUGUGUGAACAAACCCUGCUGAAGGGAGAUGGCCCGAAAACUGCCUGGACCCGUGAAAUGACCAAUGAUGGCGAGCUCAUACUGACCAUGACAGCGGAUGAUGUGGUGUGUACCAGAGUCUACGUCAAGGAGUAAGACUCGAGGACACACUUCUCCUCUUCAGCGCCUUUGCAUCCUGUCUCUGUGCUGCAGGGCUGGGAAGACAGAGGCUGAUGUACCCAGUGUGUUCAACUCUGUAGUCAGUGUCAAAAGUCAAGUCAGCGUGUCAGUUAGGCUGUGUGUCAGUCAGUCAGCGUGUCAGUUAGGCUGUGUGUCAGUCAGUAUGUCAGUUAGGCUAUGUGUCAGUCAGUCGGUCAGUGUGUCAGUCAGUCGGUCAGUGUGUCAGUCAGUCAGGCUAUGUGUCAGUCAGUGUGUCAGUCAGCAUGUCAGUCAGGGUGUAGGUAUGUGACCACUCUCUCUCCAGUCCUGUGUUUUCUUGGAUGAAAAUGGAUAUUUAUUUUAUUACAGUUUAUACUCAACUUCAUUUGGUUUUAUUUUUUGGGGGGGUUUUAUUGAUAAUUUCUGCUCUUCUAUUUCUGUCUAAAAACAAUAAAGCAUGGUUUUAACUCCA